This is a messenger RNA of Notodromas monacha, 1996 nucleotides long. NCBI's taxonomy places the organism in Eukaryota, Metazoa, Arthropoda, Ostracoda, Podocopida, Cyprididae. The record is from the annotation of a GenBank genome assembly.
AUGGCGUCUCGCGCAAAAACCGUUGCGCACCAAGAGCUACAACUUCCGUCGCAUCUCAAGCUUGAAAUCUUGGCGUGGGAGGUGUUCAAGGAGCAGUGCAUCGACGGAUCCGCCCUCCCGCUGCUGACCGAGGACCACCUGACCAACAGCAUGGGCAUGAAGCUGGGCCCGGCUCUCAAGUUCCGAUCGGUGCUGGCCAAGCGGAUCGGCCAGUGCCCGAUAUGCGUCCAUUGUAUUCACUGCCACCUGUCGGGAGUCGACAAGAAGGACUGACACUCGGACUGAUGUGCUAUGCUGCUAUAUAUAAUAGGACGAGGUCGGGAACAGCAAGAGACGAGUGCUGCUGAUUGAUUGAUUGAUUGAUGGAUUGAAUCCAUCCUCGAUGUAGUGGUAACUCGCUGAUGGCGCCGGGGCGAUACACUGCUGUACUCUGUACUCUAUUUAUAGUAUGGAGGAGAUCUCGGAGUUGUUCCGAACCUUGUGUGUGGUUUUUGUUUUGUUUUUUGCUGUGUGUUAUUGGAUUCCAUCGUGCGCUACAUUUUUCGUUUCUUUUUUCAAAAGCUUUUGUUUUCCUGCUGUGUUUCUUAUCAUAUUUGUAUCCGUAUCGAUUCUUCUGUUUCUUUGCAUGAUGAUGAUGAUGACAUGAUUCGAGGGAUCACGGGAAAUGUGAUGAAAAAUAUCGUAAUUAUUAAGGAUGAGCAGAGGAUCAAGUGUGCACCUCUGAAUCCAUCAGCACGCGACGGAAUGUAGAUAAUUGGUAGGACUUCAUCUGGGCGAAUUCGAAAAAAAGGGGAGGAUAUCCUGCUGUGGGACCCUGACAUAUACGGACGAUUCGAUUUAUUUAGGGACUCUUGAAUAGCCGAGAAAAUCUGCCCCGAAAUCUGGGAAAUUUUUCCAGAUAUACAGAUGCUUUUGAUGCCGUAUCUAGAAUAAUUGAGAGAUGAAUAAGUUUUUAAAGCUUGAUUGUCUCUUGAACAAAGUGAGCUGCUUUGUAUUCACAAGAAUUUAAAAAUAUUUUUUAUGAACUCAUCACUCAACCUCAUAAUGAAAACUGAUCAAGGUAAUUUUGUGAUUCUUUUUUUUAAAGUUUUUUUACUCUGAACGGUAUAGCAAAUAUUGUGCUUGUUCCUUAUUAUGCUCUUUUUCGUGCGGAAAUAUCAGGUUUGUGCGGUUUUCCUCUGCACAUUUUUUUAUGUACCUUGAAGUUGAGAAAAUUUUUUUUAUCCUAUUUGUGGAGGUUGUUUCUAUAAUUUUUUGAUGAACUCGAGAACCAAUUAAAAAAGUUAUAAUUUACUGAAGUGUAUUGGAAAACGUGAACCGACAUGCGGACGCUCUGACAUAGGGACAAGUUCCAGCAGGCACCAUUCAUGUCCGCAUCUCGGGGCACCACCUGGAAAACUUACGUCUUUCUCAUGCAUACUCGUAUAUAUAUCCAUCGAAGCAAUGGUUUCUUUAUCUUUGUUUCGUCAGAGCAUUCAGAUAUAAUUUUCGACGAGUGUCACAGAAAAAUAUAUUUACGGAGAUCAUGUGAGACCAUAUUUAUUUUGGAUUAAUGUAUACAGCUUGCACUAUGGGUCCCAUCUAUAUAAGAUCAGCCCCCUUUACUCCAACUUUGACGAGUUCACCCAGAUGAAGGCAAAAGGAGUCUAGUGUCAGACAUGUUAUGCUUUUUUUCUCGAUAUCGGACAGUUUUCGAACCGAUCAUUGAAAAUUCUGUUGUUUUUCUCGUCACCUUCGUUUUUUGUUGUUGCUUUGAGGGAAAACCGUUGUGAUAUUUACGCGCACCGCGUUGUCCGCAGGAUGGCGCACCUGUGUGCGAAUAUACAGGCAAUUUUAGCACGUUAUGCUGAAAAAUGGGUUGAUUUACCUUUUACUUUUCGUUCGGAUUCGCGCUUCGGAAUUUGUUGAUUGGCACUUUACCCGGUUCAUUAUUGGCAGCAGAACAAAAAAAGAGAUUUCCUUUGUAUGUUUGUCGACUUGCAUUUGUUGGACGAAU